GUAUGCAUGAAGUUAGUGUUUUAAUUUUGUUCGUUAGUUUCCAGCACGAAUUGUAGAGGGCAUAAUCAAAAUUUCCCGCCGAUUUCAACGUUCCUCAGUUGUGAGAACACGUUUGUUCUUGUCGGGUGUACGUGUUUAUUUCUCUGAUUAGUUUUAACAAAUUCUAUGAAAUUCGUGUGUGUUUUUUUAAAAUAUGUGUUUAUUCAGUGUAUAAAAAUAUGGUGAUGCAGUAAAUAGACGAGUUCAAGCGAUUUCUCUGUAACGUUAUACAGUAUGCGCUAAAACCGUAAUCAGAAGCAUAGGUUCGUUAACGACUCUCAUCGCGACUUCCUCGAGACUGCAGCCCUUCGAGAAGAAGCGGUCACGGUACGAGGAUGAACAAUUACGAAGAUCGCAGAAGGCCGCGGACAGGUGGUUCGAAGAAGCCGAGGACUGCGUUCGUCGUAGGAAAUGACCAUGACGAGCGUGGCUGUCGCCCCGGGUAGCCUCGGUGCACCACCAUCUAUGCUCACCCCGAAGAUGUAUCAUUUACAGCAGGGGUUAAAUUCAACAUCGGCCUCACCCACUCCAGGAAAAAAUUACGACACACUGAGCAAAGGAAAAAAGUCGUGGAGUGUGAGACUGGGUCUAUCGCGGCAGAAUCAGAGCACCGAUGAUCCCGGAAAAGGGUGGGGAACGAUAAGCGGCGGUAGCGGGAUUUCCCGUCAAAUGAUCUAUGGUGAUCCAUGGCUGUACGGUACGGUUCGAUCUUCGAGGGCUGGUCACGAGCCACGAGGAUUCAUGACACCACCACCACCACCACCACCGGGAGCACCAGUGUUGGUAGUAUGUUCCUGUCCAGAAUUUCUCAGCGGAACCACCCGGAAGUUCGGCAAUUGCCGCAAGUGCGGUGGUCACCGAUUGGCUGGUGUACCUUUAGGAGGAACAUGUCGACUUCCGUCGGUUUCCUCGAGAUCCAGACCCAGCCUCGCGGGAGUUCUGAGGUCACCGAUAGACGAUCCGUACGACCAGAUGCGUCGGAACCGUCUGAUGGAACCUCGGACACGGGCUCGCAGUAUUUCGCCGCACCGGCCGUUGUCCCAGCGGGAUUCCCGGAGCCAGAGUGUGGCAAGGAACCCGAAGGAGCGCAAAAGCUCGAUCGAGGGUACCUGCUCGAGGUCCGAAUGGUUCGACAAAGAAGCGAGUUACGAGGAAACGGCGCGAAAGUCACGAGCGAGCUUCACUGGUGUAUCCACCGGCGACGAUUGGUUAGAGGAGGCGCCUUCUUCGGAUCAGCCACGAGGUCAAUCGACUUCCACGACGCCAGGCAGGCUGGUUCGGAUACCGAAGAAGAUCAAAGGCAGAGAUUGGCCGGAUCGUGUGGUGGUAAAAGGAACGGAGACGAAGAGCCAGGAUGAGAUGUGGAAAGAGAGGCCGUCCAGCGCCGGCGAUUCCAGGAGGAGCAUCCUCGAGUGCGACGUGAAUCCGUACCUUUUACUGAAGAAGCACAAGGACGAGGACGAUCUGAGCGACGAUCUGUCGGACAACGCGCUCGAACAGGAGGACAAUAGACCCCUCUCGAGCCUGUUCGAUUCGUCGAAGGUGAAAUCGAUCGAGAGGAUACCGAACAGGAGUGCGGUGGCGGCGAUCGGCGGUCAACGAAUCAGGGUGUUCAACGAACCACGGGAAAUCUCGGACGACGAAGAGAUCCCACCGGUCACCAGGAUUCCCAUACCAAAGGUUUCACCGAAACGGCCGCCGAGGCGGUUGAAGGAAGCCAAACAAACGUUGAAGAGUAUCCUGAAGCGGGGCAAAGUGGUCGAGACCAGAAGAAAGAACGUUCUGUUCAACGUCGACAACGUUAUAUUCGCUCCUGAGAAGCCGUCGGAGGUGACCCGACUGUCCUGGAGCAGAAUCGGCAGGAUCUGCGUCUCUGCCAGAGAACAAAGGGACAAUGACGAGUCUGUGGAGGAGGAAGAGGACGACGAAGAGGAGGAGGAGGAGGUGCCAAUAACGUCGCACGAACAAAGGGAAAAGUACAAUUUCAUCACUAUUCCAAAUAUCAGGGAUCCGAAGGAGGACAGGGUCAGACUGAAGGAGCCCAGAAUCGCGCAGGAUAUGUGCCAAAACCCCGUUUACAUGGACGGGAUUAAGGUAGAUAAAUUUAUACCUCCCGGCAAUGCCGAGCGUGCUUUCGCGAAGAAGAAGAAAGAGGAGCCGACGCGAAAGAGCGAGGAUAUUUCGAGAAGCUUUGCCGAUCAGACGACCGUUCAUCCGGUGAGACACGAGAAUAACAAGGAAGAAAUCGAGGAAAGGAAAAGGAUAACGGAAGAAGUGAACGUGGACAAGAUGGAGGAGGAUACGGAGAUGCAGAUCGAGAUCGAGGAACAUGAAAAUCGCAUUCCUGGAAUUGCCGUCGAUGAAAAGGACUUGAUACUGAAAUCUGAGGUUGCAGAGAAUUCGAAAAGACCGCCAUUAUCGCGCAGUCAAAGCGAACGAUCGUCCAACAGACCCGAAGUAUCGGCUGCCGACGUGUUUUUCAUGGACACCAUGCGUAUCAGCCUUUGCAGAAAACUGAAAGACACAUCGUCCUCGUUAAACUCGAGCGAGCAAACGCUUCACCAAGAAGAUUCGAUCGAAUCGUCGAAAGAAACCAUAGAAAACGUGAGCCCCGACGACUCGACUGAACAAGAGUCGUCGAAAGCCAAGGAAGCAGAGGAAGCGGUAGAAGACAGGAUACAAACGAUUAAAACGGAAACAGAACAAUUGCGAGAAUCUCCUAGCACUUUUGAAAGAAACAACGAUCACUUCCGAGGGAUGCGACCCACCAGCUGGUCUCCUCCUCCUGGAAAACCGAAACACCGUUACAGGAUCAGCGAUCCUGGUAUAAAAACUAAAGUUUUCGAUCCGUCCGAAACGAGUUCAACGUUGAAGACCACCUGGAACACGUCGAGUUCCUACAAUUCUUCGAAGGUGGAGAUCGGUACACCGACAACGGAGAACAACGUGUACAAGAUCACGGUGAGUCCUCGAGCCUCACCUCUCGUCCAUCGGUUACAAAUCGGUCCCGGCACCAAUGGCUCGAGGAGGACCUCCAUUUUGAUCAACGGUGACGCCACGGCGCCCAGCGCAGCCGAAACAACGCCGGACAACAAGGUGACCAUUAGCGUCGGAGGAGAGGACAGUGUCUACAAUCCUACAGUGAUUUCCGUCAACUCGGAUAAUCCUCCUCGGAUAAAAACCUCCGGCGAGAAUCGCACGCUCGUCAUCCUGGAGAACUACAAGUCGAACAUCGUCGUGGAGACGGGCAAAGAGGAUACGAAAAAGACAGAGUCCGUCGAGGAUGUUCCUCUCAAAACUAACAAAGCUGGGGACAAAACUUCGGAUUCCGAUAGCAAACCCGUCAGUACCGAGAAAAGCGCGAAGUUCUACGUGAGCGAUCAGAAGAGUGAUCAGAAGGAGCCGGAGAAGUCGAAGCUGUCCGGACUUUCGAAAGAAGCGUUGAUCUCGAAGUUGCUCGAGGAUUCGCUGCGAAAAGCGCGGGAAAAUGGGGAGAUAUUGAACGAAGAUAGCGGCGAGGCUAUCUUGAAGAUCCUGAAGCAGAGCUUGUUGAAGACCAAGGAGUACGAGAGUUCUGAAUCGACUCUCGAGGCUAAUUAUUCGAGAGCAAGCAGCUUGAAUUCGGAAGGUGACUUCAUCUCGACGAAUUUGUUCCUCGAGGAGAAUCCUUACGAGGUAAUCAAGGAACCCAUUUACGAGGAGAUCCCUGAUGAACCUCCGCCGCUGCCGUUGAGCCCGCCACCGACAGAGGACUAUAUCAAGGAUAGAAUUUAUUUCGGUGACGUCGAUUAUUAUAGGAAGAACAAUUCUGAACAGUUCCUCGACACUUACUUAACGGACAAUGUCUUCAAGAAAUCUAAUCCUGAAGAUAUCACGGAGAACUAUCUGUCGAAGAGUCCAGAGGAUUUCUUCAAGAAAAUGUCCACGUCGCCGGAGAAGGAAAAUAUUUCCAGCAAGUUCGAGUUACUGAAUUUUUUGAUGGACUCGAAAGAUCGAGCGAUCUCGGUUGAAGAGGAGGAGGACGACGAUGAAGAGGAUGAAGAGGAUACCGAGGGGGAUUUGGAGGCUUUGUAUGAACAGAAGGAGACUAGUCUUGGAGAUCUCAGCUCGAAAAGCUCGCAGAUUUCUAAUGUUUCUGACAGCAGCGAGGAAUGCAAUAUUAUAUUGACUAGCUCGUCGGAAACAUCAAAGGCAAGGGCUGUAGAUAUAGAAAGAACUGAUAGUGGAGUGGGAUCAGAAAGUAGUCAGGCUAGCAGCACUCGAGGCGUGCCGAGACGUUGGAGAACAGGAAAUGUCUCUUCGGGACCAGGAAGUCUCCUCGGUGGAAUCCCACAAGUGAUUUCCGGUGAUUCAAAGCUCUGCGAAGAUUGCGAACAACGUUUGGAUCCUUUAAUAACUGACAGUGGUGUGGUGUACGCUCCUUUCGUAUGCAGAAAAUGUUCCAAAAAAAGAGUGGAACGUAAAGAAAUCAUUACAGAAAUCGUAGAGACUGAACUGAAAUAUGGAAGAGAUUUGCAAAUCAUACUAGAAGAAUUUCAUCGACCUAUGCUGAGGGCUGGCCUUCUAACUUCUGAUCAACUUACAGCAAUUUUUCUCAACGUCGAGGAACUUCUAGAGCAUAACCUUGUACUUGCAGAGAAACUGAAAGAUGCCGUGGAAUUUGCUCAGGAGUCAGGGGACGAAGAUCUGUUGACAGUCGACGUCGGAAAAAUUUUCUUAGAGUCCGAACGAAUGCUUCACGCUUUUGAAAGUUACUGUACCCGUCAAGGAAGCGCAAGUUUAUUAUUACAGAACUUAGAGAAAGAGAAAGAGUUACUGCGAAUCUUUCUGAGAGUUUCACAAAUGGAAAACACAGUUCUACGUAGGAUGAACUUGAAUUCUUUCCUCAUGGUUCCAGUUCAAAGAGUAACAAAAUAUCCUCUUCUGCUGGCUCGAUUAUUGAAAGCCACGCCAUCCGUAAGACCAGAUAUUCAAGAAGCAAAAGAAAGACUAAAACAAGCACAGGCUAAUAUAGAAUUGCAUUUGGAACACAUGAAUGCUGAAGCGAAAGACGUAACUUCGACGAAGCUUUGGAGGAGAAUUUCGAUUAUACAAAAUGGUAGACGACCCAUUGGUGAACAGGAUAUGGUCAACAUCAAGUUGAGGAAGAUGGCCGUGGAAGUAUUAGAAUGGGCUCACGAAGAAGCGAAAUUCGUUUUGGAAGGACGACUUUUGGUUGCACAACCAACAGAUAAUAAUUGGAGACGCGGACGGACUGUCAAGCUAGCUCCUGUUACUGCCAUGUUGGUUACUAAUGGCAAACCAAAUGGGGAGGACCUUGAAUUUAACGACGACUCCCUUUUUCCGAGACACAUAGGUAUCAAAGAAGCUACCCUUCUGUUGGUCAAAGAAAAACUUGGUCGUUACUCUUUAUUGCGUGAACCAUUGUAUCUUGAUAAGUGUAUUGUAUGCUGUGAAACAGACCUUGAAGAUUAUUUCGAAAUUCAAGAAUUGUCGUCCAAGGAAACUUUUAUAUUUAAGGCCGAAGACGGAGCCAGAACAAAAAGAUGGUGUAGAACGUUACAAGCGCACGCUCAAUCUCUCGGUGCAUGGCGCAGACGUCGCGGAGCAUUGCCAAAUAUCAUGAUAUGUGGUGUUGCAAGAAAUUAAUAAAGGAUCCAGACACAGUUAGAUAUAAAAGUCAAACCUAUAUACACUUACAGCAAUUAUUUAAAGGUUACAAUGAUUCCUAAACGCACGAGUGAACAAACAGCCGUACGAUCUCCGGAUGAAUAUUGAUUUAUUGAGGAGAAUGUGUUGGACCAAAGGAUUUCCUCUGCUCAUUGACGACACAUGUCGAUGAGUGACACGAAAGUCUAGUUCUCACCGCACGCGUAAAUGCGUUCGGUUACAGUACGUUGCAGAAACUAAAGUUUCCUACGUAGCUGUAGUCAACACGUUGUAUAGCGUCAAAUCGCAUUAAGCUAUUCUCUUUUUCCUCUUGAAACUGCGCACAUAUAUCAGAUCGGGUUAAUUAUGGCAGGACCGUUUAAUUGUAAUUUACAUUCGAACCGAAAGAGCAGAGUAGCUGUGAUACUGACCGGUGUAUUGGGUACUUUCACGUUUCGCAAUGUCAAAUUCUGCGAUGCGAGUUCGAGUUUCUUUCCUAUGUAAGUACUUAUUGUACGAGAUUUAAGUUUUGAGUGAACAUCGAUAAUAGUGCGUAUAAUAUUUAAAGAAAUAAAAAACGAGGUAAUAGGGUUGUCGCAUUUUGUACCUACGAUUUAUGAAAAACCAAGAAACUGCCAAAUGUUUCGUAAACCAAGCUUGACGAUUUAUAAAUUAAUUAAUUUACUGCAUACCUUGAUUAAUUAUUAACAGUAUUUUAUGCCGUCUAACACGUAAAAUAGGAAUUGUACAUUGUACUAUAAUUUUAUUUAAGAUGUAAGCCAUAUGUUUGUAUAUAGAUGUAUAUUUAUACUGAGAUUGGUUUUAGCUAUACAACUGUUAUAUUAAAUACAUCAUUCAAUAAAAAUCAAAUAUACCUAC
This is a messenger RNA of Megachile rotundata (alfalfa leafcutting bee), 6567 nucleotides long. RefSeq names its product Rho guanine nucleotide exchange factor at 64C (gene RhoGEF64C). Gene Ontology annotation, biological process: positive regulation of Rho protein signal transduction. The record is from RefSeq and is a predicted model, not a curated record. Gene Ontology annotation, molecular function: guanyl-nucleotide exchange factor activity. NCBI's taxonomy places the organism in Eukaryota, Metazoa, Arthropoda, Insecta, Hymenoptera, Megachilidae.